Molecule: messenger RNA, 3807 nt
Organism: Cylas formicarius (sweet potato weevil)
Lineage: Eukaryota; Metazoa; Arthropoda; Insecta; Coleoptera; Brentidae
Product: chromosome-associated kinesin KIF4-like
Exons: 6
Coding region: 601-1593 (330 amino acids)
Biological process (GO): mitotic spindle organization; microtubule-based movement
Molecular function (GO): microtubule binding; microtubule motor activity; ATP binding
Source: RefSeq, a predicted model, not a curated record
AAAUCCUGAUAUUGCUUUGAACAAAGAAAAACGACUCUUUUGUAACGUGUAUUUCACAGUGGUGAUUAUCAUUUGUGAUUGAGGCUGCAGAAGUAAGAUUUAAAAAUAGAAACGCUGUGGCACUAUGAACGGGAAUGACACGUGUUCCGUGAAAGUUGCUGUGCCUGUACGGCCAUUAGUCCCGUUCGAGAUAUCCAGGGGGUGUAAAGAAGUCCUGGAAAUAGUUCCGGAAAAUGAACAAAUUUUAUUACGUCCAAUUCACAAGCCUUUUACGUUUAAUUAUGUCUUGGGCAUUAAUUCCACCCACAAGAGAUGCGUGGGUGGAAUUAAUUAAUUUUUAAUGUUGUUAAUGAAUAAAACAAACAAAAAAAUCAUCAAAAUCCAAACUGUUCUUGAGGACUUCCGACGAAAAUGCUUUAUUGACACUACUAGAACUGCCUAUCAAGAAAAGGAUCAUAUGGGGGUUAUACCUAGGACUGUGAUACAUAUAUUUGAUUAUAUCAAGGACAAUUUCUCCAUAGAUUUUACUGUUAGUAUGUCUUUUAUUGAGCUUUACAAAGAAGGAAUUUUCGAUCUCUUAUCUGAUAAGCCUCGAGACCAAUGUGUAGAAAUCAAAAUAAGAACGCAAAAUUACACCUAGUUGACCUAGCUGGAUCCGAGCGACCCAAGAAAACUGGAGCAGUUGGCACUACAUUUAAAGAGGGCGUAAAUAUAAACAAAGGACUUUUUGUGCUGGGAAAUGUUAUCAGCUGUUUAGGAAAUGAUAAAUCGCAACAAAGUUUUGUGCCAUACAGAGACAGUAAUUUAACACGGCUAUUGAAAGACUCCCUUGGGGAUAAUAGUAUGAUCCUGAUGAUAGCAUGUGUUAGCCCUGCUGACUAUAAUUUGGAAGAAACUCUUUCGACCUUGAGAUAUGCUGACAGAGCGCGAAAAAUUAAGAACAAAGUUCAAGGACAGUCUCGACUGAUUAAACUCAAAGAGAGAGAUGAACAGCGAAUAACACAGCUUCACCAAGAAAUCACGCAAAUGAAACAAGUCAAAGUAAAAUUGAUCAAAAAUAUGCGAGAGGAGUCCAACAAAUUUCAACAGUGGAAAUUGCAAAAGGAAAGAGAGUUAACACGUGUAAAGCAACAAGAUCAGAAAAAGCAAACUGAAAUAGUAAAAAUUAAGUUAAUGCAUGCUAAUCAGCAGAAUGUGUUGAAACGGAAGUUUGAAGAAGCGGCGGCAUUAAAUAAAAGACUUCAACAGACUCUGAUUUUGAGGAAACAAGUACAAGAUUCCAAAUUUAAUGGAAAACUCGAUAAAAUUGGUCCUUUGCUUAAACAAGAAUUAGAGUUAGAGUUAGAGACAACAUUAGGUGGAUUGCUAGAUGAUAGAGGAAUUUUACAACAGCAAUUAGAUGAACUGAUGAAGAAUCCGGAAACUGCGGAGUCGAACGAAACAAAAACGAUUAAAGAUGAUAUUGAAUUAAGAUCUGUGCAAAUUCAAGAUUUACAACUGAAACUCAAAAUCAACCUUUUUUGUAAACAUUAUGCAAAGUCGGCCAAUAAGGAGGGAACUGGGUUGCUCACUGAUUUUUCCUCUAUUUUUUAAGACAUAGAAAACAAGGAGUCUAAUGGAAUAACUUUUUAUGUACAUUUUAAAAUAUCAGGACAACAUAAACUGAACCUCUGAACUGAAGUAAACAUUUUAUCGAGUAAUAUAGCAAAUACAUGCAUCUUUAUUGCACAGAUUCUAUUUAUAUAAAUAAGGAUUUAUGUAACAGAAAAAAGUUGAGGCAUUUUAUGUGGUUCCUUUUUUUUUUGUUAAUUUUAAAUAGUUCUUAAAAUAUUUUUUUAACAGAUUUUGCCACCUUGUACUAGUUCCAUGGCUCCCGCCUGUUUGUUACCCAAGAUAUGGCCAACCCGGUAUGAAAAUAAAAAAUAUAUAGAAAUUUUUUUGUAAGGAUGUGUAACUGUGCGAUGAGAAUAACUUGGGUGAAUAUUAUGGAGCUGAGGACUCUAAAUCUGGCUCCACAUCAUAACUAUUAAUACCUAACAAUAUUAACAAUUAAUAACAUGAAUAUAAAUGAUAUUUUGAGUUUAAGGAAGCCUACAUUAUAGAUCCGACGUAACAAAACAUUAAAACGUUGGCACUGAGAUAAAUUGGUAUAAUCUUAACUACAUAUAAUUUUUUUUAGUUUUCAAAAUUCCUCCACAUUAAAAAAGUUUGUAAACUUCUAUAAACAUACCUCAUUUCGGUUUCAGUCUUAACUUGUUCUAACUGCAGAAGACUUAGUUUUUCUCGAAUCUCUCUCAAUUUGAGUACAUUUUCCUUGAUAUCAGCAUUACUCUCUAUGUUUGUACUUAAAUUCUCUAGUACCAAGUCAUAUUCUUCCCGAACUUGCUGGAUUUUUUCAGUGACAUCUUCAUUGGCUGUGGCAGAUAUGUUUUGUCCAUCACUAAUUCUGUCAAGUGGGAAUGUAGAUCUCCAAUUUUUAGUUUUAACGUAUUGUAUUCAUAGAGUUUAUUACUCUCAAUCUCUGUUACUACUGGGACACCUUGCCCUACAAUCUGCAACUGCAAAUGUUUGAUCUGCCGCUAUAAUUCAUUAAUUUCUGCAGAUUUGGGGUCUUGGUUUAUCACUGGUUUGUUCUUAAUUUUUCGCGCUCUGUCAGCAUAUCUCAAGGUCGAAAGAGUUUCUUCCAAAUUAUAGUCAGCGGGGCUAACACAUGCUAUCAUCAGGAUCAUACUAUUACCCUCAAGGGAGUCUAAAAUGGUCAGGUAAAUUUUGAUGCACAGAAUUCAUUCAAACCUACCUUUCAAUAGCCGUGUUAAAUUACUGUCUCUGUAUGGCACAAAACUUUGUUGAGAUUUAUCGUUUCCUAAACAGUUGAUAACAUUUCCCAGCACAAAAAGUCCUUUGUUUAUAUGUACGCCCUCUUUAAAUGUAGUGCCAACUGCUCCAGUUUUCUUGGGUCGCUCGGAUCCAGCCAGGUCAACUAGGUGUAAUUUUGCGUUCUUAUUUUGAUUUCUACACAUUGGUCUCGAGGCUUAUCAGAUAAGAGAUCGAAAAUUCGGAUUUUGAUGAUUGUUUUGUUUUUGUUUUAUUCUAUUAUAUUAUUCAAAAUCAGAAAUUAACGUUUCGCUUUUUUAUUAAUUUUAGUAUAAAACAAAGUUGUUAAAAUAAAGUGCAUUAUAAUAAUUCAGUAUUUACAUCUAAGAACUAUUUAAAAUUUACAAAAAUUGGCCGCGUGUGCCAACAAAUAUGUUGUAUAGCACAUAAACCUAUUCACUUCAUAUUUUAAAAUUUACUGACUUAUGCUAACACACAUACACACAAUAGAAAUGGGCCUUUUGUCAUUCAGGUUCACCCUAACACAGGUAAAAAAACUCAAGGCUCACCGCCAGGUGUUCGACUAGUUUUAUAUUUCUGCGGCUCACAUCUCUCAGUAUUCGUUUACUUUUUGGAGCAAGUAUAUGUUUUGUAAAGUUUUGUAUAUUUUUUAUAUAAAGUGUGUGCAUUAUUAUAAAUUAUUUAAUAACAACGUACGUUUUUGUCUAAUCAGUGUACACCAAUAUAAUGGAGAAGGUAUAUAUGCAUUACUUAUCAAUAAUAUAGUCGAAAAUAUAAUAAAAUAAUUUUUUAAUUUAAUACAUUUAUACAUUGCUAGCUAUUUUAUAUUUCUGUAAAAAUUAUUUUAAUAGUUAAUUCUGUAUUUUUUCUAUUUUAAUAUGUUAUAGAUGAAGAAAAAAGAAAUUGCUGUCGAUUGUACAGAAAAUGUAUGUUGUAUUUGUGAACAAGGUGAAAAUAAAGAUACUCCAGGUA